Molecule: messenger RNA, 1541 nt
Organism: Rhododendron vialii
Lineage: Eukaryota; Viridiplantae; Streptophyta; Magnoliopsida; Ericales; Ericaceae
Product: F-box protein At5g39250
Exons: 3
Coding region: 436-1185 (249 amino acids)
Molecular function (GO): protein binding
Source: RefSeq, a predicted model, not a curated record
UCUCCUCUCUCUCUCUCUCUCUCUCCGGUAGACCCAUGCGGAGCCACCCACCCCUCGCACCGGUUUCGACCAAUCCUCAAGUUUUCUGCUUUACGCCUUUACCGAUUCUAAGCAGAAUACCAAUCUGUUUAUAGAUCCCAACCUCAUCCUCGUAUGUUCUCUCUCUCUCUCUCUCACUCUCUCUCCAUGCGAUGAAUCCGAUGGGCCCAUCUUUAGAAUCAUCUUGUAGGUUUGACAAUUGGAAGAGUAUUUUCAAGGGGGCUUAUUAGACACUGAAGCACAGUAUUUGACCAAGCUUGAUGUCCAAGGAUUCUGAUCACUGGAAUACAUACAGGGGAAUGCGUGUGCGGCAAUCAUUUUUGAGGCCCUUCAUUGUCAUAAACUAGCACUGAAACAUAUUUCGUUCUAAUUCUAGUUUCCAUUUGUAAGCUGAAAAUGUUGUCUGAAGAAGUUGUGAAGGCUGUCUUUCCAUUUCUAGAAGGGACUGAUCUUGUUUCUUGUAUGGGAGUAAGUAAGCGGUGGAGAGAAAUAGCUCAAGAUGAUUAUCUGUGGAAGUGCCUAUGUGCCAAGAGGUGGCCUUCAACCUGCAAACGACCAUCACCUCCAACUGUAACUUACUACAAACUAUUCCAAACCUUCCAUAAACGCCAACAGGGUCGGACGCUUCUACCACCAAGACUUUCCUUUAAUGAAUUGGAGUUUUACAUCGACAUUUGGACAGAAGAUACGUUAAUAUUCUCAGAAGUGGUCCCAGGCCCUGUUCUUGAAAAAGGAAUCGGGGUCCCUCCGUCUGGAGUUGGGGACAUGCUUAGGUUUCAUCUAGAGAGUCCAGAAUACAAGAUGACACUACCGGUGGAGCCACGGUUCAGCAUUCCUGAGAGUCAAACAGUUAGCGUCUCUGUGCUUGUGGGACGCAAGGAUUCAGACAGAGUUGCUCGUGUUAUCGACAAGUCAAAAUUUGAUUAUGUUGAUCGUACGGCCUAUAGAGCACUUGCAUAUGACUACCUUGACUUUUCCCCUUUCUACCCGUUUGUGGCUGGUAUCCGAGCGUGGAUUUCCCUGUUGUUCAUGGAUUGUGGUAAUGAAGGGGUGAUUGAUGUCUUUGGGAUUGAAAUGGAUUUCUGUAAUAAUGCUAACUCCAAGGAAGAAGUCUUGUGGCUAUUAGAUAUGCUUGAUUGGAAAUGAAGGUUAUAAUUGAAUGUGACAUCCGGUAUAGUUGGUAUGAUUGGGAAUUGGAAUAUGGGUUGGUGUGAAUGGGAAUCAGGAUGUCUGUUGGCCGGAUGUGACUUCCUUGCGUGCAUUCAUUUUGUUCACGAUCAAGAAUAAUAAUUGAGAAUAAUUUUCAUUGUGAAAUACUGUACCAUUUCUUCUCAGGGUUGCGCUCACCGCUAGUAAUGUUGCCUGAGAAGGUUUAUCUUGACGUUUUUCAGAGACCAACUCUCAAUUUAUUCGCACUGUUAACUAUGUUGUAUGUACAGUUCACUUGUUGCUUAGCCUAUCUAUGAUGGAAAUGGGAAAGCUCUGGCUAGUUUAUUUCCUUC